Messenger RNA from Pisolithus orientalis, 1741 nucleotides. RefSeq names its product P-loop containing nucleoside triphosphate hydrolase protein. The record is from RefSeq and is a predicted model, not a curated record. The transcript is spliced from 11 exons. Gene Ontology annotation, molecular function: RNA binding; RNA helicase activity; ATP binding. Gene Ontology annotation, biological process: poly(A)+ mRNA export from nucleus. Gene Ontology annotation, cellular component: nucleus; cytoplasmic stress granule. Lineage: Eukaryota; Fungi; Basidiomycota; Agaricomycetes; Boletales; Pisolithaceae. The coding region runs from base 49 to 1458 and encodes 469 amino acids.
AGAGAUACUCGCCAUCCACACCUACCACACUCAUACCUUAUUAGCAUCAUGGAGAAAGACGCAGAUGGAUUCUACACACCCAAGACAGAUGGCCCUAAGCCUGAAGAAGAGGCAAAGGCAGCAGAAACCCAGCCUGCCGUGGAGCCGGCACCUGCACCAACUUCAGCAACCACGGAUCUCUUUUCCUCCACGUUUGAAGUCACGGUCACACUAGCUGAUCAGCAGUUGGACCCCAAUUCUCCGCUUUAUAGCGCGAAGUCUUUCGAAGAAAUGGGACUUAAUCCGGAUUUGUUGAAAGGGGUUUAUGCUCUUGGAUUCUCGAAACCAUCCAAGAUCCAAGAACGUGCUCUGCCACUGCUUCUUUCUAAUCCUCCACAAAAUAUGAUCGGACAGUCGCAGUCCGGCACGGGGAAGACAGCCGCCUUCGUGCUUACCAUGCUUAGUAGGGUCGACUUCUCGAAGAACAAAACACAAGCUAUCUGUCUUGCUCCCUCGCGAGAACUUGCACGACAAAUUAUGUCGGUUGUGGUAGCGAUGGGCAAGUUCACGUCUGUGCAAACAGAGUACGCCAUCAAAGACAACCUUCCAAAAGACGUCAGCCGGAUAACGGCACAUAUUGUUGUCGGGACACCGGGUACCAUGAUUGAUCUCUUGAGGAGAAAGGUUAUAGACUCCUCAGAAAUCAAAGUUUUUGUUCUGGAUGAGGCAGACAAUAUGCUUGACCAGGACGGACUCAGUGAUCAAACCUUACGCGUGAAGAAUAUGCUACCUCGCCAACCAACCCCCCAAAUUAUACUCUUCUCUGCUACAUUCCCAGAUCACGUCCGAAACUUCGCCGACAAGUUUGCGCCGAAGGCAAAUAAAAUCGAGCUUCAAAAGGAAGAGUUAUCGGUCGAGGGCAUUCGGCAAUUCUUCAUGGACUGCAAAAAUGCAGAACAUAAAUAUGAUAUUUUGGUUUCUCUGUACCAACUUUUGACAAUUGGUCAGAGCAUUAUAUUCUGCCAGCAUCGACACACAGCGGAUAGGAUUGCCCAGCGAAUGACUGCUGAAGGUCACAAAGUGGCUUCACUUCACGGUGCAAAGGACGCUUCUGAGCGCGAUUCUAUCAUCGACAGUUUCCGCGAAGGCCGCGAAAAAGUUCUCAUCACGACGAAUGUCAUCGCACGUGGCAUCGACAUUCUUCAGGUUAACAUGGUCGUGAACUAUGACCUUCCGUUAAUGAACGAACGUGGAGGUCAGCAUUCUAUUGACUCGACGCCCGAUAUCGAGACAUACAUCCACCGUAUCGGUCGUACCGGUCGCUUCGGACGCAAGGGUAUAUCAAUAAAUUUCGUCCACGAUCAAAGAACGUGGCAGCAGAUGGAGGCAAUCGAGAAAGCUCUUGGCAAAAAGAUCGUUCGCAUAGAGACGAAUGAUUUGGAUGAGAUGGAGGAGGCGAUGAAAAAGGCAUUGAAGUGAAGAGUUUCCGUCAGUUUGGUCCAUGGGGAUGUGAGGUUAACUGCAUAUGUUUCUCCUUGAAUAUCACGGAUUAUUUCCAUUCACAAACUACUACACAUGCCUGAGCGAAGGUUUCAGCUUAAUCGUUUCUGAACAUCUGGCCACUUAAUCCUGGAGAACUCUCGAUACUUGGAAUGAUAUGUUCAACUCCGAAUUCCCAAGAGGACUCUGGAUUGACGGGUGAUAAAUUUAACUCCUCUUUACUCAGAAGCAGUGGCAGCGGACUGCGAAACCAUUCAUUGAC